Molecule: messenger RNA, 435 nt
Organism: Ilex paraguariensis (yerba mate)
Lineage: Eukaryota; Viridiplantae; Streptophyta; Magnoliopsida; Aquifoliales; Aquifoliaceae
Source: the annotation of a GenBank genome assembly
AUGGCGACCAUCGGGGUUGGUGUCCUCGUGGAGAGCACCAUCCCCAGUCUUGCUGCAACCAAAUGGAGAAACUCUGUUGCAUCCUCCCUUCAUGACCGUCGAGUUCGUGUCAGCAUAGUGAACAGGCUGGGAAAUGGGAGGACCAUGAACAUCCACUGCCAAUCGCGAGAUGAUGAUCUCGGUUAUCUGAGAAUCCCUGAUGGCUAUGAAACCGAGUGGAGCUUCAAUGUGAAUAUCUGGGGCACAACCUUGUUUUACUGUGAUGUGCAGUGGGGUGAUUCAGAAUGGCUACAUUUUGAUGCCUAUUCAUACAAAAGUGACUCUGGAAGGUGUGAUACUGUCUGUAGGUGGAUGGUUGCAGAGGAUGGUCUUUUAUAUGUUUACAACCAAGAGAAUGAAAAAUGGGAACACAUGCCAUUUCAAGACAUGUUAUAA